This is a messenger RNA of Rotaria sp. Silwood2, 1386 nucleotides long. The record is from the annotation of a GenBank genome assembly. Lineage: Eukaryota; Metazoa; Rotifera; Eurotatoria; Philodinida; Philodinidae.
AUGGCUGAAUAUGAUUUAACCGCAAAAUUAGGUCGUUAUUUCGAUCGUCAUCUCGUUUUUCCAUUAUUGGAAUUUUUAACUGAACGAAACAUCUUUGAUGAAAAGGAAAUUCUUCAAGCUAAAUAUGAUUUAUUACAACAUACAACUAUGGUUGAUUUUCAACUUGAUAUUUAUAAAAAACUUCAUGCUGAUGGAGAGGAACCAAAAGAAUUAAUUGAAAAACGUGAAGAAAUUGUAUCUCGUUUUACUGAACUUUCACAAGCUGUUCAACCAUUGCUUGAUGCUGUCGUUACUGAAGAUGCAGCUCGUCAUAUUGAACAUCAACGAAAUAGUGAUUCGAUGCUUGUAUUAAACUUCUUACAAAAAAACUUCGGUAUUGAACGAAGUAUGGUCGAUGCUCUUUAUACUUUUGCUCGUUAUGUUUAUGAUUGUGGUGAUUAUUCUCGAGCAGCUACAAAUUUAGGUCUCUAUCGUGCUCUUGUACCAACUACCGAUAAAAAUAUGAUGUCAUGUCUAUGGGGUAAAUUAGCAUCAGAAAUUUUAAUGCAACGUUGGGAUGAUGCAUAUGAUGAUUUAAAUCAAUUAAAAGAAGCAAUUGAAAUAAAUAAUUCUCGUUCACCAUUAGAUUUAUUACAUCAACGUACAUGGUUUAUUCAUUGGUCAUUAUUUGUUUAUUUUAAUCAUCCAAAAGGACGUGAUGAUCUUGUUCAAUUAUUUCUUGGUUCAGCAACAUCAACAACAAAUCAAACAAAUGCUUAUUUAAAUACAUUACAAACAGCAUCACCACAUUUAUUACGUUAUUUAGCUGCAGCUGUUAUUAUUAAUCCAAGAAAAAAAAAUGAAAGAACAUUAAAAGAACUUGUUAAAGUUAUUCAACAGGAAUCAUAUGCAUUUCGUGAUCCAAUAACUGAAUUUCUUGAAUGUCUUUAUGUUCAUUUUGAUUUUGAUGGUGCACAACAAAAAUUACGUGAUUGUACAGCUGUACUUAAUAAUGAUUUUUUUCUUAUUGGUUGUACUGAUGAAUUUAUGGAAAAUGCUCGUUUACUUAUAUUCGAAACAUUUUGUCGUAUACAUCAUUGUAUUACAAUUGAUAUGUUAGCAGAAAAAUUAAAUAUGGGUACAGAAGAAGCUGAACGAUGGAUUGUUAAUUUAAUACGUAAUGCAAGUUUAGAUGCAAAAAUCGAUUCACAAAAGGGCAUUGUUGUUAUGGGUUCACAAGCUUUAUCACCAUAUCAAACAGUUAUUGAAAAAACAAAGAAUUUAUUUAAUAGAACACAAUUAUUAGUACAAAAUAGUGAAAAAAAACGAGACACAAAUACUAAUUGGAGUAAUUAUCAAACACAACAGUCACAGACACAUAGUGGAAUUAUUCCAGUCAUUGAUUGA